Molecule: messenger RNA, 1220 nt
Organism: Fomitopsis serialis
Lineage: Eukaryota; Fungi; Basidiomycota; Agaricomycetes; Polyporales; Fomitopsidaceae
Exons: 6
Coding region: 64-1044 (326 amino acids)
Source: RefSeq, a predicted model, not a curated record
CUUGUCUCAUCCCGUCUUCAACUCGUCUCGUCUACGCAGCAACCUCCCUCAACGUAAAGCCCAAUGUUCUUCAAGGACUGGCACACUUUCAUACACUGCGACGGGGACCUCGUCGACGAGUUUGACUUCCGCAUCGUAGACGACAAUACCGUCUCAUGCUACAUCCCAAGUGAAGCAGGCAAGAGUUUUGCAGUCAGAUGGCAGAACGACCUCUACAUAGCGGCAGCCGCGGAGUGUUUCAUGGACGGUCAACGCAUGGGGUCUUCAAAUGUCGAUCCUGGGGAGAGAGGCGCGCGUAAUGGUGUCCGCACGAACGGGGACUACAAGCAGUACUUUCAGUUCGCGCCGCUUGCUACAACAGAUGACGACGACGUUGCUGACCCCGACGACCCGAUGAUCAACAACCUGGGGGUUAUCGAAGUCCGGGUCUACCGCAUCAGAUACUCUCACGAAGUAUUCCGGCCAAAUAACCGACAUCGACCCCAGGAGUUCGCAGAACGCCCACCUGUGCACGAACGCAGCAAGAAGGCCGGAACACACUGUGUCAGACUCGGAGAAGGCAAGUGGUUCGAACCCACCGCACACUCGGGCCCGAGGAGGAUAUACAUCGACAAUCGGAAGCAUCCCUACAUCCGCUUCAUCUUCCGCUAUCAACCAAGAGCAAUGCUGCAAGCACAAGGAAUCAUCCCAAGAGACUAUGGUACGGACGCGUACCACCAAGAACAGGUCCCAGCUCUUCACCCGAGUCGGAAGCGGAACUCUUCUGUGCUUUACAUGGGUUCGAAUGCUGGUAGCGCAGGACCGUCUAACUACCGGGCAUCUGUCAAACCCGAGCCUCGAUUGCUGGAGGACCGCUUGGGAUCCGAGUACUACGAUGACAUGCAAGUCGAGGACAUGCUCCGCGCAAGAAGUGCACAGUACGACGCGUUUGCUCCCUACGCUCAGCCUCAACUGCAGCAUGACCUCCCGCCGGCUCCUAGGCGACAUCCUUUUGUCAUCGACGUUGACGCUGAUGUUAUCGACCUCACUCAAGACGAGGACUAGAGCUACCCAGCCGAUCCUGUGCCCCUUCGCCAGACUAUCACGAGACGACCGAUUCUAGGUCUCACGACGCGAUCCACGCCAUUCAUCUCCAAUUUCGACUCGCGGCUUACGCUAUUCUGUUCAAUGUACUAUCAGCUUGUAAAUACAUUUCUAUUCACUAUUCACCAUACCAUGUA